AUGUCCGCUAGAAAUGUCCACACUUUGCAAGAAUUGAUAAGUCAAACUGAAAGCACAGAAGAUGAGGACAUCAUUCUUGAUUUGUACAAUGAUCCGAGAGUGAAAUGGUUCAGGGACCGUAUCCUUGCGUUCAUCGGUAUGGAUGACGAAGAACUCUUCUACAACAUGUUGGACUAUGAAGAUGCUAAGCAGAAGUUUAUUAACUUCUUAAUGUCUUCUAUCAAGUUUGGUGAAAUAUCCCUGGACAAGAGAAUGCUGUAUGUAUCUAAAGUGAUUGUCGACAAGUUGAUUCAUGAAGAUAAAGAAUUUACUGAGUGGAGAAUCUUACCACCAGUGGUUGCGGACACUCAACCCCAAAAGGGGGGUAAAAAAGGUAAAGGAAAAGGCAAAGAAGCAAAGAAGCCGGAUACUGAGGAUGGCAAAUCAGCAAAAGGCAAAAACGUAAAGGGCGUCAAAAGCGCAAAAUCUAAAAUAGAUGAAAUACUUCCUUCGACUGGUGAGGCGGAUGUAGAGACUGCAGCAGGAGCUAUAGGGGCUGGUGAUGAAGAUGACAGGUUGACGAAAGAAGAUGAUGGAGCUACUGCAGCCAAUGACGACAAAUACUAUUUCCCUCCACCGCCAGAAAAUCUGGAUCCUGAUAUCGAUGGAACUUUGGAAUUCUAUACUGUUGUUAGAUCAGUACCCCGCGUGAUUAAAUAUCCAAAAUUGAUCCCAAUAUUUGGUGAGCUGACUCCCCAACUAGCGCACCGCAAUCGCCGAUACCUCUACUUCCUAAGACAGACGCAAGAUCCCAUACCACUCAGUGCCAAGGAAAUGUACACCACAUUGAAGAUGCCUGAUUACUUCCUCACUGGAGUCUUCACUGGAAAAGUGCUUAUGAGUCUUGGUGUGCAUUUGAAAGAGGCUACGAUCCCAUUGUUCGAGAGACAGUUCCGCGAGAUCACAUUGAUGUCAGCUGAUUCUAACCACGCCGUGCUGUCUAGACAAGCAUCUUAUUCUGGAGCCCAUGAACAGAUUAUAGACGCUGGAUCACAGGUGAACUAUCUCCGGCCUUCAGAUUAUAGAAGAAUGUCUAACAUAGCUAGGGGAGAAAAUGCUGAAAAGAGAAUGAAGAACAUGCAUGCAUCACCAGACGUAUCAUUAAAUUGUUCCGUGGGCCGCUCUUUGAACCGAUCAAUAACCGAUAGUACAGGAUUCUCCAACGCGUCCUUCGGUGAUCUAGGCGCGCCUGAUACAAAUGAGAAAACUUCAGCUGAUGAAGUCAUCACAGACAUAAAGGAUCUAGUCGCUAUUGUCGAUUGGACUAUAGAACACAUAGAAGGUGAGAUCCAGCUUCCGAUGCCGAACAUACCGAUGUUGCACGAAGUCCACACUGUGGAGGUCGUUGACCCCGGGCUGGUGUCUCAACUAGAGGAAGCUGUAAUGAUGUGGCAACAUCACAUUGAUAGUACCAUUGCCGCUUGUUUGGGAAAGACUCGCGAAGGUGAUGGACCUGUAGCAGAAUACAAAUACUGGCGUGAACGAGACGCAGAGAUAUCCUUAUUAGUUGAGCAACUGAAACAACCUAUGGUGGUCAAAAUACUGAAUCUGUUGGAACGAGCUAAUUCUAAGUAUCUUGAGGAGUUCAAAAACUACAAGGAAAAAUUAGUUGACCAAUACAAUAUGGCGAGUGACAAUCUCAAGUUUCUGUCUACAUUGAUGCGAUUUUUUACUGUAAUAGAAGACGAAUCCACACUGCCGCAAGUGUUGGAGAUUCUCCCGGAAUUGAUGGAGAGUAUCUAUAUGAUGUGGGUGCUGUCCAAGGGGUACCGAACUGAUGAGACCAUGGUGCCUUUGCUGUCCAGGAUCUCAUGGGCCCUCAGUGAUAAGCUGGAGAACAUACUCAAUGUACACAAGUUGUUUGAUAAACCCAACGAAGAAGUACUGUCCCUAGCCCGCAAUUCCCAGAAAAUAAUGGAAUUGUGGCAUCAUUUAUAUCGGGAGACGCGGCGUAACAUUGAGAUCAGUGGCAAGGGCGCGCGCUGGGAGUUUGACCAGCCCCUACUGUUCACACAGACUGACUACAUCGGGACUGUCGCUAAGGAUCUCGGUGAUGUUGUACAGGUCCUAAUAGACUUCGAACGGAUAUUCGGUCUGGAGCUUAAAUCCAUCAUCAGUGACCCAACACAAAUAGAUGACGUGCGAAAACGCGUGAAGAACUUAGUCUUUCCAAUACGAACGAUCGACUUUAGCGUAUUCGUCUUCGACAAUAAGGAGAAUUGGGACGUUAUUAUGGCGGAUUUCUGGAACGAAGUCAAGUAUUUAGAAGAUGAAGCCAAGAACUAUAUUAAUCAGAGUUUUGGAAAUUUAAGAUCUUCAGAAGAAGCUCUCUCAGUUUUGCUUAAGUUCUUGGAGUUCGAUACUCGCGAGGCAAUACGUCAACAACUAUCUACAAAGUUUGACCUCGUCAUGAGGCAGUUCAUCAAGGAGAUUACUGCUAUUGAAGACAAGUUUACUCGUAAUCGUAAGAACCCGCCACUACUUCGCAACCAUCCGCCGGUCGCUGGCGCCAUCUAUUGGGCAAGGGCGCUCUUCAACAAGAUGAAACAACCAAUCAUGAAGUUUCAAAAGGUACCAGAACUGAACGACUGCGAACAGAAGAAGGAAGCGUUCAUGCAAUACAAGGCCUUUUCCAAAGUCAUCAAGGAGUAUGAAGAACAGAAGUACAGGGAGUGGGUGGGGCCGGCUGUACAGUUUGUAGAAAAUAUGAUGAAGAAGAAUGUCCUCAGAGUCGAGUUCAAGAAGGAACCUGUGGUAGCCACUACUACUGGUCGAGGUAUGGAGGUGACAGCCGCAGGAAAAGCUCACUUGGAACGUAAGAAAAAGGCUGCAGGGUCCAAUGUGUCCCUACAACCGGUUGAUGUCGUCAAUAAAGAGAUAGCUGAUAAACGAAGAAGAGAUAAAGCUUGUAAGUAA
Molecule: messenger RNA, 2955 nt
Organism: Spodoptera exigua (beet armyworm)
Lineage: Eukaryota; Metazoa; Arthropoda; Insecta; Lepidoptera; Noctuidae
Source: the annotation of a GenBank genome assembly